AUGGAGGAGCUGAGAACUGCAAUUACGCUUCUUGAGCCUGACAUCACUUUGGAAUUGGCGAGUGAAUUAAACAAGAUGAAAGUAGAUGUGAUUGAGGGUGUGAUGGAUGUUUUGGAGAAGUCAGUGGGAAGAACGGGCAACAAUGCGAGAAAUGGAGAGAAAAGCGAUGCCAACAUUUUGCAGAAGAAGCAUGGGGAGUCUGACGUAUCUGCGGGGAAUCCUCAUCAGAACCAGGUAAAUGUGAUCUGUCCUGAAGAAGUUCGGAGUAUCAUUUCAGGUGUACUUGGAGAUCUCAAACAGGUCGCAAUUGAUAUAGAUGCUGGUGGUGUCGAAGAUGUUGCUGGCCUCAAUGGUAAUUCUUCUGAAGUUGGAGACAAUAAUGUUGUUGCACCUUUGAUAGUCAAUGGGAUGGCAUCCGGAGAUGUUGGUGCUAAGAGUAUUGAUAAUUGUCUACAACGCCUAACCGUAAAUGAGGAAGAUCGAGCAAUUGGGCAACCUGGCGGUAGAGAGACUGAUGUUGCGGCUCAGAUAGUUGGGGAUUCAGUUGCUAGUCUUGUUGGGGACUAUCGGUGUGAUAAGCGGAUGCUUCAUCGGGCUAGGGAAUCCCAUCUCUUUGGUAUUGGGGAUGGUCAAGCUGAGAUUUACGCCAACAAGUUUGUGAAAUUGAAUGAGAAGCUAAAGGAUGCUCGGAAAGUUGGUUCUAAUGUGGCAUCCAAGGACUUUAUUGACUUUGCUGGACGAACAAAGUCUUUGCAGCCAAAGAUGGUUGACUUACUUAUCCACCAUACAUGGUCACUUUUGGGGAAAUUUGGGGCUUACGUGCCGAAAAAGUUUGAGUUUUUCGACAACAAAUUUGUCUCAUGUCUUGUGAAAAAGUACUCCAAGUUUUCGAAGAACCAAAAGAAGGAAACGCACCUGUUCCCUAAGCAAGGUGUGCAGUACUUCAGUGAGGAGAACAUUAAGAAUGUUGAUGUUGAUCGGUUUUACUUCCCGUUUAACUUCGAUAAAACCCAUUGGGUUGGUGUUUGUGUUGACUGCCCCUCUUCUAGCAUCAUCAUUUUAGACUAUGAUAUCGGCCUCCGCAAUGAUAACGCAAUUUCAAAGGAGCUAGGCUCGAUAGCUCUGUUGUUCCCAUAUCUUCUUAAGCAGGUUGGCCGGUUUCAAACAACCAAAGAAUUGAAAGCGUUUUCUGUUGAGAGGUCUAAAAGUAUCCCGCAAAAUGGGAACCAUAUUGAUUUUGCUGUAACGGUUGUCCUCUUAAUGCAAGCUCAUGCAAUUGGUGGUUUAGAAGUUUGUCGAUGCAUCACAGCUGACGUUAUUCCAUCAGAGUCAUAG
Arabis nemorensis is the source of this 1335-nucleotide messenger RNA. The record is from the annotation of a GenBank genome assembly. NCBI's taxonomy places the organism in Eukaryota, Viridiplantae, Streptophyta, Magnoliopsida, Brassicales, Brassicaceae.